Trematosphaeria pertusa is the source of this 591-nucleotide messenger RNA. RefSeq lists its product as uncharacterized. The transcript has 3 exons. The coding region runs from base 1 to 591 and encodes 196 amino acids. NCBI's taxonomy places the organism in Eukaryota, Fungi, Ascomycota, Dothideomycetes, Pleosporales, Trematosphaeriaceae. The record is from RefSeq and is a predicted model, not a curated record.
AUGUCGACCAUCAGCGAGGCCAUCACCAAGGACCACCGCGAGCUCGAGCAGUACUACAACGAGAUCGUCAACUCGGCCGACGUCGACCACCAGCAGCGCUUCGGCAACCAGUUCACCUGGGAGCUGGCCCGUCAUUCCGUCGCCGAGGAGCUCAUAGUCUAUCCCGCCUUCGAGAAGUACAUGGGCGCCGAGGGUAAGGAGAAGGCCGAGCAUGACCGCGCGGAGCACCACAAGGUCAAGGAACACCUCAAGCGCUUCCAGAACAUGAGCCCCAAGGAUGCCAACUACGUCGCCGAGCUCAAGUCGCUCAUGUCCAUCCUGCAGCACCACAUCGAGGAGGAAGAGAAGGAUGACAUCCCGGCCCUCGAGAAGGCCCUGAGCAGCGGCAACGACACAGGUGCCUCAGAGCAGAUGGCCAAGAGCUUUGGGAGGACCAAGGCCUUCGUUCCGUCGCGGAGCCAUCCGAGCGCUGGCGAACACCCGCCGUUCGAGACCGUCAUGGGUUUGCUAACCGCACCCAUUGACCACAUCGCCGAUAUCUUCCGCAAGUUCCCGGACAAGACCGUCUCGCCAAAUCCGUCUACGAAGUAG